CGACCGCUGGCUUUUCUACGGGGUAUUUCAGCAGUCAUUUUACUAAGUUCGGCCAAAGCUUCGCUUGGAUCGUCUUUUCCCAGCGCAUCCCGGUUCAUCGCUACGCCGUGGAGCUGGUGUGAAGCCAUUGUGGUGACCGGUGAGGCAACGUGGCUCACGUACGUGGCCAAUGAUAUGUUGGUGCUUCUGACGCGCGAUGGCACUCAAAUGUACAGCUCGACCGCAAGUCUACUCUCAUGGCUCAUUCUCUUUCUCGUUGAAGUGGCGAGUCCCGUGACAGUCUCCGGCAGCUUGCAUCGCGUCUGCGUCGGCAAUGAUAUGGACUAUGCUGUCACCUGCUCCAGUGGGGCUCUGGUCAUCGGUAGUUCCAGCAGACUGGUCACGGUCAUCAGUAUUCAGGCUGGUGUUCUCGUCGCUGUAUGGACCGCGCUUCGACUCUCGAGCCGGUGGCGGUACCUCAGUACGAAAGCGUCGGAAGCUUCCCUCCUCGUGAGCGGCAUUGCUGAAGAGUUUAUGGCCACCGCGCCCGGUACAACAACCACUCAGUACGUCAUUGAUGACGUGGCCUGUGUCCUCGCGGGUUUGCUCGCACUGCGCUUCCGCGGUGUCGAAUACACCUUUGACAUCAAGCUCUGGCUCCUGCUCAAGGACGACCGGUCGACCACUGAUUUUCUCAAAGUCCUGCCACGCCCCGUUCUAGUCGACCGCUCGAUAAAAAUCAACCCUCUGCCUCGCUUGCAGCGGAAGGGUUCGUCCAACCUCUAUCAACGACGGCGGCGUCUCGUCAUGGGACUACAACUCGUUUCGUCGUACCUCGGGCCCUUUGGCUCGAUCGACAUGGUCUAUGUACCGCCGCCAACCGACCUGCAGGAGCUCAUGUCGACGCUGUUGGAGCUCACGCGGGCUCCGCUCGCUGGGAACCUCAGCGCUCAAGCUGCCUACUACAACAUUACACCGCUGGAUCUUUCCCGCCCUGCGCCCAAAGCGUGGUUGUCCACCGGAGUCUUCACGUACGGCGGGUCGCCGCUCUGUACCGAGUUCAAUUCCGGCCAAAAAACCAAUUUGGGUCUCACAAGUCUCCUCUCCUUUGACGCUAUUUGCUUGGUCGCGACAGGCGUCUCUGCCAAGCUGCAGCCGACGCGUCAGCAAUACGUUCUCGGCAGCCUCCUUGCGAAUCUCACGUCCACGAGCAGCAACUUGACGGCCGUAUGCGCGCUCGACCCGUCGUUUACUACACAAUGUCGCGUGUACUUGCCAACAACGAGCGCGUACAUCCGCGACUACAUGCAGGUCCCACCGCCCUUGGCUUCUGCCAUGGCGGUCAUGGCAACGCGAGUCCGCGCCAUGAACAUUUCGCUCAUGAUCUACGCUCGCACGUCGUUGACCGCGCCCCUUGAGCUGCGCAUGACCAAUCUGCUCGAUGCGACAGAAAGCGACUUUAGCUUCUUUGGUUGGCUCUUCCUCUACGACUGGGUGUUCGGCUAUCGGGAAGUGAUCUCGUUUCAAGGUGAUACUCAAACGCUGGUGUUGGUGACUGACCUCCAAACGCCGCUGUCGCAGCCCACGCAGCCCUGGGAGGUACCCGAUAACAUUGCCCGGUAUCUCCGCUCGGGUGUUCUCUACGUGACCGGCGUCAUGAUUGCGAUCGCGUCGCUGGCGUUUGUGUACAUUAUUGUCACGCGGGGCCAGUUUGAGGGCUGGAACAUGCUCGAGCUUGGCCGCGUCGGCGGCAUUGUCUGGGUCGGCCGACCGUUCUUGCUGCUCCGAAGUAUGACGGCCAUCCUUGUGCUCUCGACUGCCACGGUGCAGUUGCGAUACUCGGGGUAUUCCAGUUACUUGGUAACAGUGCAAGAUCCGUGGUACAAGACAUUAUUGGCGGCCAACGAAGUGACGUGGCUGAUUACGAUCGUCAACGACAUCUUUCUCAUUGUGACGGGCGCGUACACCGCGUACUACAUCACGCCCAACGGUUUUGUUGUCUGGACCUUUUCCGGUGUCUUGACGCUCGCAGCGCCCGUCGCCCCCGUCUCGUCCAUAGCGUUGACGUGUCAUCUGAGCCAAGUCGACGCCGAUGCCUUGUGCACAGCUGGUACGAUCCACAUCGGCAGUUUCCAGCGCAUGCUCUUGCUGGCCGUGGCCGUCUUGGUCUCUCAAAUUGUUUCGUUUGCGAUCGCGCGGCGCUGGCUGCGUGACGAGCCGUCGAGCGCGCUGACGUCGCUCUUUCUAUCGUCCGGGGCCAAGUACUUGUUCGUACCCAACAUGUGGUUGCGCGAGAAUCUGUACUACGUGGACCGUGCGUCCGCUGUGCUCGACGGACUCGUUACGCUGCGCUAUAGCGACUCGCGCCUGAUUGUUCUCGAUAUCAAGACCUGGCGGAUUUUUGCGAUACCGCUGGAUCUGAUGCCGCAAACGACCAAGCCCGACUUUAUGGCGGCCGUGCCCCUCCUCAAUGAUAAUUAGCAGCUGCAAUAAUUCUGUCGUAUCCUCAAUUGAACGUCCUUGGUUGCCA
Saprolegnia diclina VS20 is the source of this 2509-nucleotide messenger RNA. RefSeq lists its product as hypothetical. The transcript has 2 exons. Lineage: Eukaryota; Oomycota; Saprolegniomycetes; Saprolegniales; Saprolegniaceae. The coding region runs from base 175 to 2460 and encodes 761 amino acids. The record is from RefSeq and is a predicted model, not a curated record.